This is a messenger RNA of Prunus persica (peach), 865 nucleotides long. RefSeq lists its product as uncharacterized. The transcript has 2 exons. Bases 66 to 686 code for a protein of 206 amino acids. The record is from RefSeq and is a predicted model, not a curated record. Lineage: Eukaryota; Viridiplantae; Streptophyta; Magnoliopsida; Rosales; Rosaceae.
AAGACCACCAACGACGACCGAAGCUAAACCAUUUUGACCACAAAAACUGCAGUGCAUAUCACAAAAUGGAACAAGAAAUGUCACCACAAAAGAAUGAAGCUGAAAACCAACCAAAGCGCAGAAUCAAAACGAUGGCUCAAAGGAUCAAAACAAAGCCAAAGCCAAACUAUGAUCGGAAAGCAAAGCACCCGGACUAUGUCCAAUUUCGGUGCAAUGCCUAUGCUUUCAACAGCAUCAUUAGAGACAUAAAGGACAAGCUCAAUGAAAGGCAGAAGAAGCUUCUCAAGAAAACCCCUUUCUGGAACUUGAUCGAGCUGUUUUACCGCCAGAGAAUUGACAUGAAUAACAUGAAUAAGUCGGACAUUGACUUAGCACAGCUGCUCAAGACAUUUGAUCCGGAUACAAAGUCCUUCAAAUUUGGAACCAAAUCAUUCCAAAUCACAAGCAAUGCAGUGACUCAGAUUCUAGGACUGCCAAAUGAAGGCAAAUCUGUCAAACUUGUCAAUGAUAGGUACACUGCUACCUUCAGAACAAGGCACUUUGGAGAAAAGGGAAAACCUUCAAAAAAACCAGGUAGAAGCAGAAUUACAAAAGACAAUUGCCUUGGCAAACCAACCGAAGAAAGAAAAGGCAAAGACAGAGCAAAAGAAAAAAACGAACAAAGGAAAAGAAAAGAAAGAAGCUGAAGAAGAAGAAGAAGAAGAAGAAGUUGAUUACGACAAGGAGGUGGUCAGCCUAAUAUUGAUUCUGCUGUGCAUGACAUUCCUUUUUGCCAACUCUUCAUCUACUUUGCAUUGGAAAUUAUUUGAGCACUGCGUGAAUCUAGACACACUUUCAAGCUAUUCGUGGGCAAGAGCUGUUUCAG